AUAUACACACACACAUUAGAAGACCGCCCACCGCAGAACUAAGACCCCAUUCGAUUUAAAGCCAGACAGCAUUCAGAGGCUGACAUUCAUUCAAUAGAUAGAGCGAUCAUAAGCACAGGCUGUGCGACGGGCGUGAUCGCUCUUUCUCUCCCUCGCCUGACUCUUGCCACUCGAGGUUGCGUUCUUCUCGUUCACUUGGAGGGAAAAGUAAUUUAAGGAUGUUAAACCAGAGAAUCUUUCCGGGCAUGGUUUUAUUCCUGAUGUUUUUCUGCCACUUCAUAGAAGAUCAAACAGCACAAGCUGGGAAUUGCUGGCUCCGGCAAGCCAGGAAUGGUCGCUGCCAGGUCCUCUACAAAAACGGUCUCAGCAAGGAAGAGUGCUGCAAGACAGGGAGGCUCACCACUGCCUGGACGGAGGAGGAUGUCAGCGACCACGUGCUUUUCAAAUGGAUGAUUUUUAGCGGAGGGGCCCCCAACUGCAUCCCCUGCAAAGAAACCUGUGAGAAUGUGGACUGUGGACCUGGGAAGAAAUGUAAAAUGAACAAGAAGAACAAACCUCGGUGUGUCUGCGCUCCAGAUUGCUCAAAUAUCACAUGGAAGGGACCUGUGUGUGGCUUGGAUGGGAAAACCUACAAAAAUGAGUGUGCCCUCCUGAAAGCCAAAUGUAAAGAACAACCAGAUCUUGAAAUCCAGUAUCAGGGCAAAUGCAAAAAGACAUGUAGGGAUGUUUUAUGCCCAGGCAGUUCCACAUGUGUGGUUGAUCAAAAUAAUAAUGCCAACUGUGUGACAUGCAAUCGGAUUUGCCCUGAACCAACUCUACCUGAACAGUAUCUUUGCGGGAAUGAUGGAAUAACAUACGCAAGUGCCUGUCAUCUAAGAAAAGCUACUUGCCUGCUUGGAAGAUCCAUUGGCCUAGCCUAUGAAGGAAAAUGUGUCAAAGCCAAAUCUUGUGAAGACAUCCAGUGCAGCACUGGGAAGAAAUGCUUGUGGGAUUCCAGAGUGGGCAGAGGACGGUGUGCCCUUUGUGAUGAGCUAUGUCCAGAAAGCAAAUCAGACGAAGCUGUCUGUGCCAGUGAUAACACCACUUAUCCAAGUGAGUGUGCCAUGAAGGAAGCAGCCUGUUCCCUGGGUGUGCUAUUGGAAGUAAAACACCCAGGAUCUUGCAACUGAAUCUGCCAAAUAAACCUGAGCCAUUGAGUCUCCAGAACUUGCUGCAGUUAUGACUUCAUAGAUUAUGUAACACACACUUUACACAUACAUGCAAAAAGACAAACAAAUAAAUAAACCAAAACCCACAAUCAACUUUAUUGUAUAACCACAGGUGCCAAAGUGCAUCUCACUGCAAUCUACGCUUUAAAAAACAUGCCACAUCCUAUUUUGGCUAUGCAGGGGGCUUUGAAAACAUGCACAGACAGCUUCUGCGCUUUGUCAUCCGUAUUUAAACAAGAGCUCCCCUGUAUUCUCCUAUCUAGCCAUCAAUGAAGAGCCUGAGGAAGAGGAUGAAGAGGAUGACCAGGACUACAGCUUUCCUAUAUCUUCCAUUCUAGAGUGGUAAAAAAAAUCUCCAUCACUUUUGAAACAGCCAUUGGGCAAGAAUUACAAUGUCCAUACUGUACAUAAGUGUAUGCUUAUUUAUUUGGGGAAGAAAGAAGUAUACAUAUAGUUGAAUCUUGUAGACAUUUAUUUAUACUGUGUCAUGUUUUAUAAUUUAUACAUUAAAGAAGUCUGAUUGACUGUACACCUUUUUUUGAAGAAGAAGAAAUGUAAUCGUUAUGGGAUGAGCUGUGUUAUUUAUUGUGAGGUCUCUUGCUUGUAAAGUAAAGCUUUUUUUCUUGUAAACUAUAAAUCCAUUCCUUAGAGCCUAACCCUCCUCCCCAAUUACAAUUUUCAGCUCCUUAUUUCUGCCAAUGUUAACUCUUUUCCAUUUUAACAAAACUUUGCAUGACAGUUUCAGUUACAUUUUCUAUUUAUUGUGUUUCCUUCUUGCCAAUUCUGUAUAUAAAUACAUGAUCCCUCGGAUAUUUGUUUACAAGGAAUCUUGACUGACCAAAAGGCGCUGUAAACUGAGUUAAGUAUAUAUUUGAGGUGGAAAGAGGGAAAGCUUUAACAAAACCUCUUUCCCUGGCUAUGUUCUCUGAUUGUAUCAUGUAGUAAUGGGAUCUCAAAAUCCUGAACGUUUUUAUUGUACUAUGAU
Messenger RNA from Thamnophis elegans (Western terrestrial garter snake), 2193 nucleotides. RefSeq names its product follistatin (gene FST). The transcript has 6 exons. The record is from RefSeq and is a predicted model, not a curated record. Gene Ontology annotation, molecular function: activin binding; protein binding. Lineage: Eukaryota; Metazoa; Chordata; Lepidosauria; Squamata; Natricidae. Bases 219 to 1169 code for a protein of 316 amino acids. Gene Ontology annotation, biological process: negative regulation of activin receptor signaling pathway; regulation of BMP signaling pathway; cell differentiation.